AUGGUGAAUUAUGUGGAGGCUAGCUAUAACGUGGGGGAUGUUUUGGGUGAAGGUAUCUUUGGAAGUGUCUGUGAGGCCACACGUAUAUCUGAUGGCCAAAAGGUCGCCAUCAAAUUCAUACACAAGCGUGGCGAGUACCGUACUCUUGCUAUUCCUGGCUAUUCUGAACCUCUGAUUAAAGAAGUGGCACUCAUGGUUAAGAUGAGUGAACCUCCCUUAAGCCCAAAUGUAAUCCAGAUGAUCGAAAGUUUUGAAGACGAUGAGAAAAUAGCAAUUGUUAUGGAGUACCCCCAGCCCUGCAAAACCUUAGAGCAUUACAUAACAGAGAAUGAGAUGUUAUGUGAAGAAAUGGUGCGUAUAUUAAUGCGUCAAGCGGUGCAGGCAGUAAUAGACUGCAUUGACCACGGUGUCGUUCAUACUGACAUCCAUCCUGGUAACAUCCUGAUCAACACCAGCACUUUAGACCUGAAGUUAAUUGACUUCGGCUGUGGUCUGCUGUUUACCAGUGAUGCCUAUGACGGUAGUCAGUAUGAAGGAAACAUAGAGUACUGCCCACCCGAGGUCACAGAGAUGAACAGAUUUCAUGCCAUCUCUGCCAACGUCUGGUCUCUUGGUUUGCUCCUCCUUGAAAUGGUCAACGAAUGUUUGCCGUAUCCAGAGUCGGAGGAAGUCCUGUUUGUGAAUCCUGACUUAUCAGGAGGGUUGGAUCUAAAAGUGCCGGACACUACACAGGACUGAGCAAACCAGACCAGACCUCAUUGACCUUAUAAAAUAC
Molecule: messenger RNA, 775 nt
Organism: Paramisgurnus dabryanus
Lineage: Eukaryota; Metazoa; Chordata; Actinopteri; Cypriniformes; Cobitidae
Product: serine/threonine-protein kinase pim-2-like
Biological process (GO): protein autophosphorylation; regulation of mitotic cell cycle; negative regulation of apoptotic process
Cellular component (GO): cytoplasm
Molecular function (GO): ATP binding; protein serine/threonine kinase activity
Source: RefSeq, a predicted model, not a curated record